This is a messenger RNA of Microbotryum saponariae, 1595 nucleotides long. The record is from the annotation of a GenBank genome assembly. Lineage: Eukaryota; Fungi; Basidiomycota; Microbotryomycetes; Microbotryales; Microbotryaceae.
AUGCGUUCCGUUCUCGCCCUCGUCGCCAUAGCGCUUGCCGUCGCUUCCCCUAUCGCUGCCGCGGCUCACCCUCACCCCGCCGAGCACAAGCACGAGCACCCCCACCAACGCACCCCCGCUAAAGUCGAUCACCACCAUGGCCAGCACAAGCGUAUCACCAAGGUAGUCAAGAAGAGUGGCCAUCUCAAGGACGAGGAUAUCAAGAUCGUGAAUUUCCGUGAGUCCGCUGUCGUGUGGGGCUCUCGGCAGUGGUGUGGCCCAAAGACCGCCUAAGACACCCCCUGAGGACGGUGUCCUCGCCCCUGAGUGCCUGAGCGCGCACGUCAGCGGCGCGGGUCAUCGCUUCGUCCUUGCACUAGAUCGACAUACGCUGUAAACCUACUGUAUGUCAGCUACCAUGAAUCCCCACUGACGCAGCAACUUCUUUUAUUUUUUAGUUCUCACGCUCGAGGUGGGUUGCUCCCAGCCUCAGGCCAAGAUGACGGACUGCAGCUGACGACUCACGCAUGCCUUUAACGCUCUUUUAACCGCCCGAACAGUUCAUGGAAGCGAAUUUCUUGUAAGUUUUACCUCGCCAUACCCAGUUGCACUUGCGCAUACCCCCCAACCUUCAUACUGACCGCGCCUUCGCCGCCCCUCUCAUGAACUCGUACUCGCUCGAAACACCGCGAUGGAACAUCCGGAUGGCUGCUCCAUUCCAUCCCUCAUAGCUCCCAAGGUGUGAAGAACUUCACGAAGGAAGAUUUCAAGCAUGUGCCCACGUUGUUCGAGCGCUUCCAAGACAUCGCCACUCAGGAGUCGGACCACGUCGCGACCUUGAAGCAGGUGCUCGGUCACAACGCCGUCUCCCCCUGCGAGUACGAUUUCGGCGAAAGCUUGCACAGCGUCGAGAGCUUCCUUGCUACCUCUCGUGCAUUGGAGACCGUCGGCACUUCAGCUUACCUCGGCGCGACCCCUCACUUGUCCACGUCCGAAUUGAUCGGUACUUCCGGAUCAAUCUUGACCAUCGAGGCACGUCACUCGUCGCUCCUCAACGAAUAUGAGGCCGAAACUGGUUUCCCCACCGCGUUCGAGACCGCGCUCAACUUCAACCAAUCUUGGACGUGAGUUGUAUCCUGAUCUUGUCGGGUUCAUCGUGCUGAUGCCUGUCUCGUGGCUGCCCCCCGGUACGCUCGAACAGCCUCGCCUACAAAAUGAUCAAGCCCAACACGUGCGGUCCCAAGAAGCCCCUCCCCGACGGUCUCGCCCCCUUCCCUGAACUGACCAUCGUCACCCCCAAGGCUGUCAAGGGCAAGAAGCACGCCAAGGAGUCCGGCCUCUUGCUCCAGUUGCCCGACCUCGCGGUCCCCAACGUUGCCAAGGCACCCAAGGGCAAGAUCGCUCCCGGUACUUCGCUCCAUGGCAAGCUCUACGCCGCCUUCCUUAACAACGGCGAGACCUUCUACGCUCCCAUCGAGUUCGUUCACGGUGCUACCCUUGCGAACGUUCAGCCUCCCAAGGGCCUGAAAGGCGCGACUUACAUCAUCGUUACCAAGUCAGCGGACAGUCUCUCGAACGAGAACACCGUCGCUGGUCCCACCAUCAAGUUCUUCUAG